AUUCCCAAGAUAAGGAAACCAAGACAACUCACAGCUAAUCAGGUUCAGAGAACAUGGUGAGAUUUGGGGAAGCCUGCUUCUCCCUUAUAUUCCAUCCUGUCAUACUCUUUCAGCAGUGAUCUCUCAAAGUGGCAAAAAACUUAGAUAAGCCCCUGAAACUUGAUGUUUCACUAGAUUUUAUCUUUGACAGUCAUUUCAUUCGGCUUUUGUAAGAAUCUUGAGAGUUUUUAAGAAGAAAAAAAGAAGGAAGCAAUGUCCAAUUCAGGCCAAAAGUCCGGUAAGGCUACUGAGAGAGCAAGUUUCGUCAAUCUUCUUAGCCAGUACUUGAAAGAAAAACGAAAUAUUGGAGAUAUCAGCGCUGGGAUGACCUCAAAACCCGAAGCUAAAGGGCUUGAGACAUUUAGGCAGCAAGCAACGCCAAUGAACUUUUUCCCCAAUAUGGAUAACUCUUCCGAGAGUUCAAGACCAAAUCUUGUGGCAUCUGCAUCAAAUGUGAAACCUUCUGAUUUCUUUCCGGAGGCUGCCAAUUUUGGUGCCUCCAGCUCCAAGGAAGAUUCCUCUAACAAGACUGAUUUCAGGAAACCAGCAACGGUGGAGCCAAAGAGUGCCCAGCUGACCAUAUUUUUCGGCGGCCAAGUGCUAGUAUAUAAUGACUUUCCAGCAGACAAGGUCAAGGAGAUCAUGGCCUUAGCUAGCCAAGGAUGUUCAACUGCAUGUGGUGGUGUUGUUACUGACUCUGGCAUGGAAAAAGUAAAUUCUAACAUGGACAAAAUUAACUCUAGCAAUUCUGAUAUUCCUGACCUGAACAUCGCCUCCACGACUGGAAAUAGUCCUGAUCAAGACCCUUCUGUUGAGCGGCGCCAAUAUGGUGGUUCAGAUUUGCGUAUUGCAAGAAGAAAUUCACUUCACAAGUUCUUUGAGAAGAGAAAAGACAGGGCAGCCGCAAGAGCACCAUACCAAGUUAACACCCAACGAGGAUCUCCUCCUCCACCUAAACCUGAUGAAAGCAAGUCAUCUCAUGAGGCAGGUCAAUCAUCAAAAGAAGCAUCAAGAGAUCUUGACCUCAAGUUAUAGGAAUAUUGGUCACUUCAUUGUGUUGUAACUUAGGAUACCUUAAUGAUACAGGCUUAAGAUCUUAACUAUUGUUUUUAGGCAUUUUAUACUUCUAUCAAUAUAUUUUUUGUAACUAAUCUGUUACAAUUAAAUUCAGAUCUGAAUUUUUUUUCAUGUAAGUUUGAUCAGUUGAGAGCUAAAACCCCAAAAGCAGUUCUCUUA
This is a messenger RNA of Theobroma umbraticum, 1275 nucleotides long. Its product is annotated as protein TIFY 11B-like. Gene Ontology annotation, cellular component: nucleus. The record is from RefSeq and is a predicted model, not a curated record. Gene Ontology annotation, biological process: response to wounding; regulation of defense response; regulation of jasmonic acid mediated signaling pathway. Lineage: Eukaryota; Viridiplantae; Streptophyta; Magnoliopsida; Malvales; Malvaceae.